AUGACAGAAACGUCCGACCGCAGCAUGGAGGAAAAGCCCUCGCCUGUGCAGCACCUGGAGUCAAUUCAUCUGGAAGACGGGAAAAAUGAUGAGAGUCCUGUAUUUGGCAUUGAUGAGGCGCAUCAGAAGAAAGUAAUGCGACGAGUUGACUUGCGCCUUCUACCCAUCCUAGGAAUCAUGUACUCGAUAUCCCUGAUCGAUCGUACCAACCUUGGCCUUGCCUUUGUGGCAGGCAUGGAGGAAGACCUUGGGCUUAAUAUUGGCACACGGUAUACUAUUAUGGUGAUGGUAUUCUUUGUGGCUUAUAUUGUAUUUGAAAUUCCUAGUAAUCUUAUUCUCCCUAAAGCCGGUGCGGCGAAUUGGCUUGCUUUUCUCGGCAUAAGUUUUGGGGCGAUACUGAUCGGAAUGGGAUUCACGUAUAACUGGAAAACAAUGACAGUUUGUCGAGCUCUCCUUGGGACCAUGGAGGCUGGGUUUAUGCCAGGGUGCACCUACUUGAUUACCUGCUGGUACAAACGUUUUGAAGUCGGCAAGAGACUGGCGACGUUCUGGUUGAUGUCGGUGGUCUUGAACGCCUUCGCGGCCAUUUUUGCUUAUGCAUUGACCCUGCUGAAUGGGACUCAUGGUCUCAGUGGAUGGAGAUGGAUCUUCAUUAUCGAGGGCGCUAUCACGGUCGGAGUGUGUGCUAUUGGAUGGUUCAUCAUCAUCGAUUUUCCAACCAAAGCAGAGGGCUUCUUGUCGCCCGAAGAGAAGCAGUUUGUUAUCGAUCGUAUCAACCAUGACCGUGGAGACGCAGAAGAGGAUCCACUCACUGCGGCAAAGAUCUUGCACCAUCUCAAGGACUGGAAGCUCUAUUUCUGGGCGUUCAACCUCAUGGCGUCAACGCUCCCUGGAUAUGCGUACAGCUAUUUCAAGACAAUUAUCCUGACCGGAAUGGGAUUCACAGGGAAAGAGAGCCAACUGCUUAGUGCUCCCCCGUAUAUCCUUGCGGCGGCCGCCACCUACGUCUCUGGCUGGCUGACGGAUCGAUAUCAGAUCCGAGGCCCAGUGAUUGCUGUACAUCAAGUGCUUACGGCGGCUGGUAUGUUGGUUACAGCAUAUGCCAAAUCAAACGCGGCGCGAUAUUUUGGGGUUUUCUUGGGCGUGGGGUUCCUGCAGUUCUGCAUCCCAGGGGUCCUUGCGUACCAGGCAAACAACAUCACCUCACACUCGAAACGAGCUGUGGCAUCCGCGACUUGCUUGAUUGGCGGAGGGGUUGGUGGGAUCAUUGCGAGUGUGACUUUUAAGUCGGAUGAGAGUCCAUACUACACGACGGGGAUCUGGGUGACAUUUGGAGUAACGAUGGUCAGCGUCCUGAUGACAGCAAUGAUGGACGUCUAUUUCUGGAAGAAGAACAAAAAGGCGCGAGAGACAGGAGGGCAGAUUGAAGGGAUGGAUAACUGGUACUACACGCUGUAG
This is a messenger RNA of Aspergillus puulaauensis, 1458 nucleotides long. RefSeq lists its product as uncharacterized. The record is from RefSeq and is a predicted model, not a curated record. NCBI's taxonomy places the organism in Eukaryota, Fungi, Ascomycota, Eurotiomycetes, Eurotiales, Aspergillaceae. Gene Ontology annotation, cellular component: membrane. Gene Ontology annotation, molecular function: transmembrane transporter activity. Bases 1 to 1458 code for a protein of 485 amino acids. Gene Ontology annotation, biological process: transmembrane transport. The transcript has 8 exons.